AACCAUUCGCAUCGUCCCUCAGAUAUAAAUUGUCUUUUAGACAUCGACAUCGAGACGAGACGAGCGAAAGUUGAGAGAAAAAAGGGAGAUCAAGGGAGGAAAAAACGAACAGUUGCAACAGUUCUCGUCGUUUAUGUACAUCAUACGUAGUAAUCGAUGAUCGUAACGUCGCUAGAACCGCCAGGAUCAAGAGAACCCGUUAGUUCUUGAUCACCGAAUAUCACUUUACCGAAUCGAAGUUCCGUCGAAUCAAAGUGUUACAUCACUCUUUUUCUGCAUCGAGGACUUUGCUUGAAACACUGAGAAUGCCGCCCGUUCGACCCGAUCGAGCUGUUGCGUGAAAGAUUAAGAGUGUGCAGUGCAGUGCAUACGAUCUAAUUCGAUUCUUGAGAAAGUUCCGCUAAAUCGACGUUUCUCUUUCGCGCGGUCCUUCCUUCAUUUCCGUUUUUCUCACGAACCACCGGAAAUUCACGAGGAGGAAGCACGGUGACCACGGAAGCGCAAUAAACGGCUGAUACAGUGUCGUGAGAUCGAUAACUGGCUAAAGUUAGGCGCGUCAUUGACCGAGAAACGGAGAUCUGAACGACGGAAGGAAAAGCCGCAAGUGGAAGUUGAAUUGGAAAAGCGAGAAACCAAUUAAUAAAACACUGUUAUGUCUUCGCGGUAGUUCCGCGGCCAAUAAAGGAAUACGCGAGAGAGGUCAUCGAAAACGAGGGAACUCUUUUACGGUGAGCGGAAUAAAUCGUUCAAAAUGACGGAAGCAUCGAGAGAACCGGAACUCGCGGAUCCUGAAAAUCCUGACAAAACCGCAUUGAACUUAGCAUCUGCAUCUAAUAAAACGAAACCACUGCCAGAACGUGGUACAUGGAGUACCAAGCUAGAUUUCAUUUUAAGCGUGGUUGGUCUAGCAAUCGGUCUGGGAAAUGUCUGGAGAUUUCCAUAUCUCUGUUACAAGAAUGGUGGCGGUGCAUUUUUAAUUCCGUAUUUUUUAACACUGGUUCUUGCUGGGAUUCCAAUGUUCUUUAUGGAAUUAGCUCUCGGCCAGAUGCUUACCGUUGGUGGCCUCGGUGUCUUCAAAAUAGCGCCAUUGUUUAAGGGUAUCGGAUAUGCCGCCGCUGUCAUGUCUUGUUGGAUGAAUGUUUAUUACAUCGUCAUUCUUGCUUGGGCUAUCUUCUACUUUUUUAUGUCCAUGCGCAGUGAAUUACCAUGGGGAAGCUGUAAUAACUACUGGAACACGAAGAAUUGCGUAAAUCCCUACGACAGAGAUUCGCUAAUAUGUUGGAAUCAAGUUACUAGACAUCAUAAUUACGUUAAAGUAUGUUCCGUCAACGACGUCAACAUGACAAUCACAGAGCUUACUGAUCCGGUCAAAGAAUUUUGGGAACGUCGAGCACUUCAGAUCAGUGAGGGCGUGGAACAUGUCGGGAAUAUUCGUUGGGAACUAGCUGGUACCCUCCUUUUGGUUUGGAUUCUCUGUUAUUUUUGUAUUUGGAAAGGUGUGAAAUGGACUGGAAAGGUGGUAUACUUUACCUCCUUGUUCCCUUAUGUUUUGUUGACGAUCCUUCUGAUUCGUGGCAUUACUUUACCCGGAGCCAUGGAAGGCAUUCGAUUUUAUAUCAGUCCAAAUCUUUCCAAAUUAAAAGAAUCCGAGGUAUGGAUAGAUGCUGUUACUCAAAUUUUCUUUUCAUAUGGACUAGGUUUGGGUACAUUAGUGGCUCUUGGUAGUUACAAUAAAUUUACAAAUAACGUUUACAAAGACGCAUUGAUCGUUUGCUCGGUGAAUUCUUCGACGAGCAUGUUCGCUGGUUUCGUCAUAUUUUCCGUGGUAGGCUUCAUGGCCCACGAACAACAAAAACCUGUCGCAGAAGUCGCUGCUUCUGGUCCAGGAUUGGCUUUCUUAGCUUACCCUUCUGCGGUUCUUCAACUUCCUGGAGCGCCCCUUUGGUCUUGUCUCUUCUUCUUUAUGCUUCUUCUCAUAGGUUUAGAUUCUCAGUUUUGUACUAUGGAAGGGUUUAUUACUGCCAUGGUGGACGAAUGGCCGCAGUUGCUUCGCCGGCGUAAGGAACUAUUCAUUGCGAUAGUUUGUGUGCUUUCUUACAUUAUUGGAUUAUCUUGUAUUUCGCAAGGUGGCAUGUAUGUCUUUCAAAUCUUGGAUUCAUACGCAGUAUCUGGGUUCUGUCUUCUCUUCCUAAUUUUUUUCGAGUGUAUUUCGAUAAGUUGGGCUUUUGGUGUAAAUCGGUUUUACGACGCUAUAAGAGACAUGAUAGGAUAUUACCCUCUAAUGUGGUGGAAGCUAUGUUGGACUAUUACCACCCCCAUGAUUUGUGUCGGCGUCUUCAUUUUCAAUCUCGUACAAUGGACACCUGUAAAAUAUUUAGACUAUGAAUAUCCAUGGUGGUCGCAUGUGCUUGGCUGGAUGACGGCUUUAUCUUCGAUGCUUUGUAUACCUGGUUACAUGAUUUAUGCCUGGAAGACAACACCAGGAGAUACGUCUACAAAAUACAAGUUGUUAGUACGGAUAGAGGAUGACGUAACAGGUCUACGAAUGAAAAUGGGCCAGCCAUCGGUCGAACUGACACCACUUUAACUGCCACGAAUUCAUUUUGAUCCUAAAAGGGAUUCAUUAUUUUAAUCUGUAAUACCUUCUGACUACCAUUAAUUUAACGAAUUAACUAUUUAAUGACAACAUUUGACAUCAUUAUCUCCAAUCAUUAUCUAUCUGUAAUUUUUUUAUAAAAUUACUUUCUUCGUUCGUUCGAAAAAGAAACUUUUGCUGUGUUCCUGUUUACUAAAGAAAUUCAUAUUAUUUAAAUAAACAUUUUUUAUCGUCUAGAUAAUAAUAUAUUAGAUUCUUAUCAGAAGGAAGUUCGUAUAAAAUACAAGGCAACUAAAGUGUUCAGGAUUGUAUCUAGUUUUAGCUUAAGUAUAUUAUAGAGUAAUUUAAAGCACAUGAAAUUUUUGGCAUACACGAAUAAUUCACACGAGAAAUGCAUUUAGAAUUAAAUGCAUUAGAUUCUAAAAUUAAAAAUUUCAAGUACUUGAUAAGUGUUUUAAAUUCCGAAACUAUUCGUGUAAGUCUGAUUACAAAUUUAGCAGCUAUAACUUAUUUUAGCAAUAUCGGACAUGUACCAUAAAUAAAAAAUUACUGCACAUUUUGAAUGUAACUAUAUAGUACACAUAUCUACGCUGCCAUAAUUAUUAUAUUUUGCUGCUCAAUUGAUCGCUAAGCCGAAAUGUUUUUUGUUUAUAUAAAAGAUAUAUCGAUUUACGCGUGAUUUUGCAGAAAAUGUAUGUGCAAAUUUUAUUCUUAAUAAAAAUUGUAGAUUUGCAUAGAAAA
Molecule: messenger RNA, 3337 nt
Organism: Bombus terrestris (buff-tailed bumblebee)
Lineage: Eukaryota; Metazoa; Arthropoda; Insecta; Hymenoptera; Apidae
Gene: Gat-a
Product: sodium- and chloride-dependent GABA transporter 1
Exons: 10
Coding region: 752-2587 (611 amino acids)
Biological process (GO): sodium ion transmembrane transport
Cellular component (GO): membrane
Source: RefSeq, a predicted model, not a curated record